Molecule: messenger RNA, 1482 nt
Organism: Electrophorus electricus (electric eel)
Lineage: Eukaryota; Metazoa; Chordata; Actinopteri; Gymnotiformes; Gymnotidae
Gene: bokb
Product: BCL2 family apoptosis regulator BOK b
Biological process (GO): intrinsic apoptotic signaling pathway in response to DNA damage; extrinsic apoptotic signaling pathway in absence of ligand; regulation of apoptotic process
Cellular component (GO): mitochondrial outer membrane
Molecular function (GO): BH domain binding
Source: RefSeq, a predicted model, not a curated record
UACGCUCCCUUCAACUUCAAGAGGUAUAGAAUUAAUUUAUUAACGGUUGCGAGUUUACACUUUCAUGCAGUAUACUCUAAAAUGAAACAAUACCUAUCAGUAAAUGACCAUUUGAUAGAAUAAAUUUGGUCACAACGCGAUUUUAGGUGGAUUGUUUGUUUGCCCUGUAGUUUUUUUGUAUCGGCUUUUUACAUUUCAGCGAAAGACGUGGUUUUACAGAGGAUAAAGAAAACGACAAAUCACAGAGUUUUCAUUUUUGGCAAAGAAAAUAUAAUAACCGUAUAUACAAAAAAGCAAAACAUAAAUGGGCUCUUCAUUCGGUUAUUGAUGAAUCGGGUAUUUUUCAGUGAACUAAUAACUGGGUCGUUUUCCUUGACGUUCGUCGCUGUGGUGGGGAUGGAAUUGUUCAACCGAACUCUCACGGACAGAGAUCUAGUUUCCCAGUCCAUGAUGCUUUGUAGGUACUUCAUGUGCUCUCGAAUCAUUCGGGAAGGACUCAGUUGGUCAAAAGUGGAACCUGGUCUACCAGCCCCAGAUGGAGCGCUUGGAGAUGUAUUAAGGGUGCUUCUUAAGUUAGGUGAUGAACUGGAUUACUUGCAGCCAUACUUGUAUCGAAAUGUUGCAAAGCAGCUCAGAAUAUCUGUGGCAACGGAGACCAUGGUGAUAGAUGCAUUUCUAUCUGUAGCAACAGAGAUCCUCUCCUUGGGAAUCACAUGGGGUAAGGUGGUGGCCAUCUUUGCAGUCGCAGGAGGCCUUGCAGUGGACUGUGUGAGACAGGGCCAUCCAGCCAUGCUGCACACCAUAGUGGAGAGUCUUGGGGAGCUAGUUGGGAAGAGCCUGGCAUCCUGGCUUAAGAAGAGAGGAGGAUGGGGGGACAUUUCAAAGUGUGUGACAAGCUUGGACAAUACUGCACAAUACCAUUGGUUAUCAGCAGUUGUGUCAACCUGGAGACACCUUGUGAAGACUAUGUAUGUCUACCUAAUGAAGUAGCACUUGGCCAGGCCAAGGCAAGAGAGGUUGUUUCCUAUCCAUAACUACUUGAUGGAUACAUGUUUACUGCUCAUUCACUUUCUUCAAAAUAGCAAAUAGCUCCACCCAGUGGUUCUGCACUAUAAUGCACUCCUUAAGAUAUCAGUCUACGUCGUUACCCAUUUGCUGGAAUUCAUGCAAACAUUUGUUAAUGAGACAAGAGGAUGGAAAUGAUCAAAUGUGUAGCGGCAGCCUUGUGGAGUGGUGAAAAUAAUGUCUAGUGGCCAUAUUCAUAGAGCAGAAACAACAUUCCUGGACAAGCUCUGGAUUUAUAGCUCAGUCAUCAGAUCCGUUUUGUCACACCAAAGCACGAUUCUAGGUGAUUCAUCCUACCCUUAGAUCCUCUUUGAAUAAGACCUUUCUAUAUAUAUUUAAAUUUUUUAAAUUGUAAACCUAGUUCAUUUUUAAAUUCCAUUACAUUUUUUUGGCAAAACAUGCCAAAGGAUGUAGAAU